CUGCGCGCGCAUGCGCUGUGAUCGUAGCAACAACUAUCAACAACCAUGGCUUCGUCUGGUGAAAGAAUCGGAGAAGAAGGCGCUUAUUUCCUAGAACGUGCCACAAUCACUGAGGAUUCUGAUGAUGAGUUCCAAUAUGAGGAGAUCCCUAUUGAUGACGAUUUAGUCUCUGAAAUUGAUGAGGAUCUUAAUAAUGCUGUGCGUACUAUCCAGGAAGCACAGGAAGACCAGGAAGCAGCUAAGAGAAAGGAAGGUCUCAUUCCUCCACCUGUCACUCAGAGGCCAGAGGUCGUUGAUGACUUUGUCCGUAAUUUCCUGGUCAAGAUGGGAAUGAGUCGUACCUUGGAUUGCUUCCAAACAGAGUGGUAUGAGCUCCAGCAACGUGGUCUGAUGAAUGAGGAGGACGUUGGCACUGUACCUGACAUCUACUGCCGCAAUCAACAGCUCGAUAAUCAGGUCAAGUUUCUCCGUACUGAUGUGGACAGGUUCAGGGAUGCUGCCAUGAAAGCCAAGGAGACUUAUGUGAAGUUACGCAAGGAGAGGGACUUCCAUCGAAUGCAUCACAAGAGGGUCGUCCAGGAAAAGAACAAGUUGAUCGACGACAUCAAAAGGCUGAAGCGUCACUAUGGUUCCUAUGAACCUACCUUGCAGCAACUGAAGCAGAAGUAUGAGGCGGUGAUGAAGGAACGUAUGUUGGCCAAGCUCGAGAGAGACAGAGCUGUCAAUCAGGUGUCUGCCCUGCAAGCGACCCUCCGCAGCCUGGAGAGUGGCUUGAGAGAGGGCGCUACACAAGAGAUGACCAAGGAGGAGCGACGUCUUAUGUUUGCAUCAGGUGUGGGUCCGACCCAGCAGAAUGUUCAUAGGGCCCGUGAGAUGACGACGGAACCCUUCCAGCCUGACCCUAGCAGUAUGGAUGUGACUCAACAGACCAUACCAAGACAUCCUAAGGAUUCAGAGUUCCCAGUGGAUAAUGGUGUAAACCCACAGCUUGCUAGUGUGAAAGGUCCAUCAGCCCAUCUGACACGAACCGGUGGGUUCAGACUCACCCACACCUUCCAAGCCCAUAGUCUGGCUGUCAGCGGGAUUGCCCUCCAUCCUCGGAAGCAGAUCUUAGCGACGGUGAGUGACGAUCAGAAUUGGAAGAUGUGGUCCAUACCUAGCGGUGACAUCAUCAUGACGGGCGAGGGGCAUACAGACUGGAUAGCAGAUUGUGAUUUCCAUCCAAGUGGUUCUCAGCUUGUGACGGCUGGUGGUGACGGAACGGUCAAGAUCUGGGACUUCUCUAAAGCAGAAUGUGUGCACACCUUCUCAGAACAUCAACAUGCAGUAUGGGGUUGUUCAUGGCACGCAUCUGGUGAUUUUGUAGCUAGUGCAUCCAUGGAUAACACCUCCAAGAUAUGGGAUCUCAACAGCCUUCGCUGUAGAUUCACACUGAGAGGGCAUGCUGACUCGGUGAACUCUGUCAUGUUCCUGCCCUUCUCCAACAACAUCCUCACAGCGUCGGCUGAUAAGACGGUCUCACUUUGGGAUGCACGCACGGGUCUUUGUGGUCAGACUUUCUACGGCCACGUCCACUCCGUCAACCACGCCACAUUCAGUCUACGAGGUGACAGCAUUGCUUCCUGUGAUUCCUAUGGUGUGGUGCGAGUAUGGGACACUCGGACCUGUGCAUCCAUGGCGACCUAUGACGUAGGACCACACCCGGUCAACAGGGCGGCCUUUGACUCAUCCGGUACAGUCCUGGCCGUGGGUAGCAACGAUGGAACGGUGAAGAUGAUGGAUCUUACAUCAGGCCAGGUGUCUAGCCUUGCAGGUCAUGAAGAUGCCGUCCAUGCCGUCAUGUUUGACAGGGCUGGUGACUUCCUGGUCUCGGGAGGUGCAGACAACACUGUCAGGAUCUGGUCCUGAUCUGGUCCUGUUUGUAAUAUAAGACUUGGUCCAGUUCCUGCUUUCCAUCUAGCUCUCAUAGUCCAGGCUUAGGAAGAUUAAUAUAGUUGAAUUUAUUCAUUUUUAACAGCAUUAUGCUUGUUGAUGUUGUAAUAACUAAGUUUAUAUACUGCCCUCUUCCUAUUAUUCUCUACAUGUAAGCAGGCAAUGUUGCAUGCAUUUAUGACAAUGGAAAUGUCUGAUAGAGUGAAAUUUGUUAGCGCUACCAAUGCCAAGAAAACUGUCAAUUAGAACAUAUUUCUUCGGAGAUAAGAUUGAAAUGCUUUAGAUUAGGCAAUAUGUCAAGUUUCCUGUAUUUCAGGGCUGCCAAAUCUUUAAGUAUGUAUUCAAAGAAUUUGGUGUGUUUGAUAGUUGAAGACAAUGCUAAGACAAGACCACUGUCGUUGUUGCCAGUUUGCAACAGCAUUUCAAGUACUACCAAUUGGCAAAAGCCUGAUAAUACAAAAGUGAUAUAAUACAGAUACCUUACUCAGAAUUACAGAGGCACUCAUUUUUUUCUUCUUCAUAAUUUCAUUGAUCCCAUUUAUAAAUCCCGGUUUUAAUAAUGUUUUGUCAAAGUGUACAUUUUUCAAUAUCAUUCAUUGUUGUGAUAUAUUGUAAUUGUUGUUAAAUCAUAUUUUUACUAAAACAACUUAAAAAAAAACUAAAUAAAGCAAUGGGAAGAAAUACAAAAAAUUGCAAGAAUCAGCCGGAUAUUCAGAGUGGUAGGAAAUGAAAAAUCAGACCCUUUGUUUCAUCUAUUAUAAACCACAAAGGCUGUUUUAAGUGUAAAAUGAUACAAGUUAAUGCUCUUUUCCCUGUCAGAAGACAAUAUGUUCUUUCAGGUUAUUCUUUAUGACCAAGUUUUGUAUCUUAUAUUUACAUAUACAUGUAAUUCCCAUGUAUAGAAUGAUUCAUAUUUAUGACCUUGUGUGUCUUAUGCAAUGUUUGAAUGUUUCCAUUAUUGUACAUAUUCAAGAAAUUAAAAAGAAACAUUGAAUGGACAUGU
This is a messenger RNA of Strongylocentrotus purpuratus (purple sea urchin), 2935 nucleotides long. Its product is annotated as sperm-associated antigen 16 protein. Gene Ontology annotation, molecular function: protein binding. The coding region runs from base 46 to 1908 and encodes 620 amino acids. The record is from RefSeq and is a predicted model, not a curated record. Lineage: Eukaryota; Metazoa; Echinodermata; Echinoidea; Camarodonta; Strongylocentrotidae. Gene Ontology annotation, cellular component: axonemal central apparatus. The transcript is spliced from 15 exons. Gene Ontology annotation, biological process: axoneme assembly.